AGAGGAUGAGGAGGUUCCGGGGUUAAAGCUGGAGCUUCCGGAGCGGUGAGGGAAGGAGAGGGGUUGUGCUGUGAGAGAGGAUGAAGAAGGAGCAAGUGGUGCAUUGUCAGUUCUCUGUGUGGUACCCGCUGUUCCGAGCCGUCACCAUCCGCAGCGUUAUACUUCCUCUACCAGAGAAUGUGAAAGAAUAUUUGCUGGAUGAUGGAACGCUUGUUGUUUCUGGAAGAGAAGAUCCACCAACUCAAAUAUCAGAGGGGAGUGAUGAUGCAGAGGAAAUACAGUGGUCAGAUGAUGAGAAUACUGCAACACUUAAGGCACCAGAGUUCCCAGAGUUUACAGACAAAGUUGAAGAAGCCAUAAGUUCCUUGGGCGGCAGUGUUUUUCCUAAGCUGAACUGGAGUGCUCCAAGGGAUGCUUACUGGAUAGCAAUGAAUAGCUCUCUGAAAUGUAAAGCUCUAAGUGACAUUUUCCUCCUCUUCAAAAGUUCAGACUUCAUUACUCGUGACCUCACGCAGCCGUUUAUUCACUGCACUGAUGACUCCCCUGAUCCUUCCUUAAACUAUGAGCUUGUUCUUCGCAAAUGGUGUGAACUAAUUCCUGGUGCAGAAUUCAGAUGCUUUGUCAAGGAAAACAAGCUUAUAGGUAUAUCACAGAGGGACUACACUCAGUACUACGACCACAUCUCUAAGCAGCAUGAGGAGAUCUGUAGAUCAGUACAGGAGUUUUUCAAGAAACACAUACAGUAUAAAUUCUUGGAUGAAGACUUUGUUUUUGAUGUGUACCGAGACAGCAGGGGUAAGAUUUGGUUAAUAGAUUUUAAUCCAUUUGGAGAAGUAACAGACUCACUGCUGUUUACGUGGGAUGAACUGACCUCUGGGAGAAAUCUGAAAGGUGACCAGAGUGAAGGGGAAGCAACAGAACAGGACUGUCCAGUUUUCCGUUGUACAAACAGUCAAGUUACUGUCCAGCCCAGCCCAUACCUGAGUUAUCGACUGCCAAAAGAUUUUGUGGACCUGUCUACAGGAGAGGAUGUUCACAAAUUAAUUGACUUCCUUAAGCUGAAAAGAAAUCAGCAAGAUGAUGACUGAGAUAUCAAGAAGCAUUGCAAUGAAUUGUGGAACAAUUCAGUCAAGAAAUGAAGAAAAAGUUAUGUUUAGGUCAACUAUUAAGCUAAAGAAAAACUGUCUUUUAUAGUCAACAAAAGAACUGAAGAGCUGUUCAUCUUUGUAUAUCUAUUGGUUUAUGUAACAGUGUAGAAAGCUUCUUCAUGGAGACAUGGAGGAUCAGGGUGAGAUCUCCUUGGAUUCCAGCUUAAAGGCCAUGGUACAGUGAUGCAAGCAACAAUCUGAGGCAACUGACUGCCUUCAUAUCAUAUAAUGUGAAAAUGAAUGCUAUUGAAAUACGCCUUUGGACUCUUUGGUCACAAAUAUGACAGCAUUUAAUUCUGCAGUGAAAACAUCAGGAGUUCUCUGAAUUUAGACACUGUCUUGUUUAAAAUACAGAGUGGUUACAAGGAAAAAAUUCUUCAUUGUGAAGGCUAUUGCUUCCUUCAUUUCAUGGAACAGAUGUAACUACUAAAGCUUUCUUGAAACUUAUUGUUAACGUUAUCCACCAGGUAUCAGUUUUGGCUUUAAUAUAAAUAGUUAAACAUAACAUGAACCUGUAAUUUUAUGUGGACUCAGUCUCAUUUCUUUUUGUGUGUUUAUAUGAAGUUAUUCGUGUUUCUUGCCUUGGUUUUGCUGGCAAGUUGAUGUGGUGCUCAGUUACCAUCUGUUCUUAGAUGUUAAACCUGAGUUUAGAUGGUAAAUGACUUCUUACUGUCACUAUUUAGCUUCAGUUUUGAGUGAGAAGUUUGAUUUUAAAGAUGAUGUGGAAUAAGAGUCCAGUUCUACCAAAUAUAAUUCAUUAAGCAUCACAGAUUUACAGCUCCUGUAAUCUGCAAAGAAUCUUCCCUACUCUUUCACUCUCAAGCAGUGGAAUCUCCUUCUCCAUAACUUUUAGUGCACAAAUUAGAUGGACACUAUUUCCCUGUGUAUUCUGAAGCAUCCCUAUAGCUGAGUAAACUGCAGCAAUAUCCUUUUAACAAUCCUUUACAUCUUGAGUUUAUUAUUCCUCUUGAAAAUAGCAUCCUCAAAUGAACUGAUUAUAAUGCAGAACUCUUAAACAUGCUGGCAUGAUGUUUUUCUUUUCAGUGCUCCGAGUUUAUAGUUCAGCUCUUGUAGAACAAAUCCCAGUGGAACUGAACACUGGCCUAGGAUGUGUGUCCCGAAAUAGCUUUGCUUGUUUCCAGCCUGAGCAGUUUGUUUUUCUCCCCUAUGCUAAGAGAUGACCAGUCUGAAUUAACAGAUUGCUCAACCAAGCUACCAAACACUGAUAACUACCUUUAUUUCUAGUUACAGGAACUUAAACUUCCUCUGGCCUUAGUUAAGAGCCAUAAAAGGAAGCAGUGCAGGAGGACUGUGGUUAAGCAAGAAGUAUCAGAGAAAAGUCUUCAUUAUUUCACAGCCAAUGGUUGUGGUAUUUAAUCUCUUAGAUGAAUAGUGGGAAUCAGGAUUCCAAUGACCCCGUAAGUAUUAUUAGCAUGUAGUGGCUUAGUUCAGUACAGUUCUACUCAGUUGGCUCUUUUCCAGUGCUGUCCUCAUCUUUUUGACUACCAACAUAAUAUUUUGAGUGAAAGUUAAGAUUAGAAUAAGCAGCAUCAUGGAUAAUACUGAUCUUAAUUCAAAAACUCCUCUCUCUCUGUCGACUUGUUUCCCCUUAAAAAGAGAUGUUCUGACUUAAUUUUCUGAGCAGUGCUCUAUUACGGCUGAAAAGGAUCCUAAAAAUAGGAUAAUAAUUUUUCCUCAGCUCUGAGUUUCAGUAAAUGAAUAGCACUUGUUGGAAUCCUGUCACACUGUAUGGUUUGUUAAUCCUCAUAAUUUCAUUUGACAUUCCUAGCUAGAAAUUUAAUGCAUCUUAUUCUUAAGUGCUUGCACUUAGCUGAUAUCCAGGGUGUAGUGCUGGCCAGAGAAAAGGUACCCAGUGAGUCAGUUCAGGUGUUCAUUUAAGCACUGCAGACAAACAGUCGCAGUUAAAGGCUUUCAUGAGACUGUUGCCACAUGAAAGGGUUCAAAAGCAGAUGGGUGGUAGUGUGGAGGUGGGUGACAGCGUGCCACAAAGCUGCCUAGAAGCACUUCCUGAUACUUCUGUGUGGGCUUCAGUUAGUUUAGCUCUUACAAACUGUCCUGGUUCUGAAGUGUUGAAUAGUUGGAGAACAGAGGGAUAACUGUCAGUGAAUGUAAUUGCACAAAUCAGCUUGGCAACCAGCAAAUAAUUUUAACCCCAGAGGUGAGAGUUAUGCUACUCAGUUUGUGUUUGGAUGGUGAAUCUGUCACUUGAGGAAAUUAUACUGUGUUAAAAUAUGUAUCUCUGUUUAAGAGAAGGUGGGGCUUUAAAGUAUAAUACGGGGAGAGACAAUAGGACGUGUGGUUUGUGUCAGAUACUUUAUAAUGCUGAUAUCUGGAGGCUUAGCUGUCUUAACAACAGAAGUUUGCCUGGAUGUUGAAUUCACAGUGUCUUUGAACUUGAUGACCUCUGUAAAGAUAAAGUCUGCUUCAACUUGUGGCCAUCCUUGAAUUUUAAGGAAUUAAAAUGAUUUCUUGCCAUAGCUGGCUUACUGUGUGCAGUCUCGAAGCUUUCUCAAAGGUACAGAGUCCUUAAGCAACAAUAUGUAAUUACAGAUUUUUAUAAUAAUAAAAGGAUUAGCAUUGUGCUAAGAUAC
Molecule: messenger RNA, 3760 nt
Organism: Coturnix japonica (Japanese quail)
Lineage: Eukaryota; Metazoa; Chordata; Aves; Galliformes; Phasianidae
Gene: CDC123
Product: cell division cycle 123
Cellular component (GO): cytoplasm
Source: RefSeq, a predicted model, not a curated record